AUGUGCCCAAAUAAAUUAUACCCCAAGCAGUAUUUAUCGUCUAUUGAUGUCUCACUACUGAGAAAGUUAUUACGUGAUCACCCAUCCCAACACUUAGUGGAAUUUUUGGUGUCAGGUUUCACGGCGGGUUUUCACACGGGUAUCAUCCACAUGCCUACUGGGGUCUUAGAAUGCAAGAACUUGCAAACAGCCAUGGCAGAUCCUGACGCUAUUGACCGACUAAUACAAAAAGAGGUUGACCAAGGGUUUGUAAUUGGGCCUUUUGAUACUCCACCUUUUGCUGUAUGGAGAACUAACCCCAUAGGUCUGGUCACUGGUAAGUCCUCAAACAAGCAAAGGUUGAUUCUUGACCUCUCUGCUCCCCAUGCAUCAGCUACACCGAGCCUAAACUCACUUAUUCCGUCUGAAGAGUUUUCACUGCAAUACGCUACUAUAGAUAAUGCCAUCAUGGCCAUCCUCUCAGCAGGAAUAGGCGCUUGGCUUAGUAAGACGGACAUAGUGAAUGCUUUUAAACUACUCCCUAUUCAUCCAUCCCUGUGGCAUCUACACGGUGUUAAAUGGCAAGAGUUAUAUUAUUUUUUCAUGCGUCUCACUUCCAGUUCAAAGAGCAGCCCACGUAUUUUCGAUUUGUUUGCUGAGACGUUGUGUUGGAUAUUGCUUAACACCUGUAGAUGCCCCACCAUUAUUCAUUAUCUGGAUGACUUUCUUUCCAUAGAAAGCAACCUCUUACCUCCCAGUAGCCUCCAGGCUACAACACGGCUUUUUACACAGCUAGGAGUCCCGAUUUCACCGACUAAGAGAGAAGGUCCCGAUACGGUCAUCAAUUUCCUGGGGGUUGUGCUGGAUUCAGUACACAUGCAGGCUAGCCUCCCAAGGGAAAAGAUUGAUGGCAUACUGGCUGCCAUUGACUUUUACUUAACCGAACAGUCCUGCAGCAAAAAGGAGUUGCAAUCCCUGUUAGGUUCUCUUAAUUUUGCAAUGAAAAUGAUUCCUCAAGGACGGGCUUUUAUAUCCCGACUACUCAGUCUAUUCCCUAGGUUUCAGACCGACUCCUCCCGUAUAAGGUUAGAUGUGCAUGCCACCGCUGACUUACGAUGUGGAGGGAGUUUUUACGACACUGGAAUGGGAAGAGCUUGUUCAUACCAGUGUUAUCGGAUGAGUCUGUCUCUAUUUGGACAGAUGCUGCGGCCACUUCCGGUUUCGCCGCAAUUUUUGGCAAUGAAUGGAUGUGGGGCAACUGGCCAAAGGAAAUUGCGGAGAUACCAGAGUUCAAGGAAACGUCUGCUUUGUUUGAACUUUAUCCCAUUGUUGCAGCAGCGGUGA
Molecule: messenger RNA, 1323 nt
Organism: Pelobates fuscus (common spadefoot toad)
Lineage: Eukaryota; Metazoa; Chordata; Amphibia; Anura; Pelobatidae
Exons: 1
Coding region: 1-1323 (440 amino acids)
Source: RefSeq, a predicted model, not a curated record